Molecule: messenger RNA, 291 nt
Organism: Echinostoma caproni
Lineage: Eukaryota; Metazoa; Platyhelminthes; Trematoda; Plagiorchiida; Echinostomatidae
Source: the annotation of a GenBank genome assembly
AUGACUCAAGUGAUUAAAUCGACUCAUUCACUUGUCCCAGUGUCAAUCAAUGCAAUCGGCAUUGACGUCGUUACGGAUGCUGUGAUCGAGAUCGAUGCUCUCUGUGAAGAGCUAAGAAAAGCAUCUGCAGUGAAAAUACGAGACGAUGAGGAAUUGUUCGCCUCGCGGGCACUCCAUACAAACACAUUCGUAGUUUUGACCGAUCCGUUCGUUCCGCAAUAUCGGACCGAUGGGAACGCUGGUACGAUUGCUCAAUGGAUAGCAGCCCCAUUUCUCUAUGCCAGAAAGUAG